AUGUCGUCUUCUCUUCUGUUCUUCAUCUACCUAUUCUCCAUGGCUACAGCCGAUCAAUUCUGGGUGACUACUGUGCUUUCUGAAUUCAAAGUUCGUGAUCAGUGUGCGGAGUUCUGGAGUCAAUCCUCUGCGUGUUCCACUCCGUUGGUACGCAUCUCCACAAACAUCAAUCAGCCGACUCAAUUCGCUUCUCGUACAUGGAAAAUUAAUGACACUCGCAACUCGACCGAAAUCCCAUCAUUCAUCAGUCAAUGGCAUGGUUCAGCUGAUUCGAUUCGAGUUUCCAUGCAAAUCGAAGGCAGUAAUCCACUGAAUCCAUUCGGUCUUGUUGCAAAAUGUGACGAAGGAUUUCAUCCGAAAGUUCUCUUCAUUCACACCUCUGAUAAUGUCAUGGAACGCCUUUCUACCAGAGUCGUCAGCAUUAAUUCUCAGUGCUUCACCGUCAAAGUUCUCUUGAAAGUAGAUACAGUAUGCCCAUACUGUCCAACAACAACCACACCUCUUCCGACUACUUUCGCCGCAGAUUCCUUCAUGUAUACUCAUCGAUUGUCAAUCAUGGUUAUUCUUCUUCUGAUUACCUUCACAACCGUCUCUGUCAUUAUCUUCAUGUGUACAUUGAAUCGUUUCAUCCAACGAAGACGUGGAUUCAAGACUUGUCCAUCUCUGGAAUCUGGAAUUUCAACAAUCUCUCCAAUGACCGAUUCAACCAUCAUUUCCAUUGAGAAUAAGAAGACGGAAUUCUUUGAUUUCUUCGCUUUGAUGCCACCUGCCAUCGAUUACGAAGAGUUCGAUUUGGAUGUCUCAAUCGAUAGCAGAACACUUCCACGUCUCGGAUCCCUUGUCUACGAAUACUACCCAAGUAAUCUCGAUGUCAGUGUUUCGGACCCAGUCUUUGUUUAA
Molecule: messenger RNA, 900 nt
Organism: Caenorhabditis briggsae
Lineage: Eukaryota; Metazoa; Nematoda; Chromadorea; Rhabditida; Rhabditidae
Gene: Cbr-sdz-21.2
Product: Protein CBR-SDZ-21.2
Exons: 3
Coding region: 1-900 (299 amino acids)
Source: RefSeq, a predicted model, not a curated record